GACAAUCUAAUCGGGCAGGUCUUAUCUUUGAACUUGGAAGACACAUAUUGUGGCAUUUCAAUUAUUCACAGUGGAGGGAUAAAGAACCGAAAGUUUUAAAUUAGGCAACUAAAACCGUUUUACUAGGCAGCUAACAGUUAAUUGAAAUAUGAAACUUUCUGUGCGUGUACACGGGGACUGGUUCGCCGUUCCCUGUAAGGGAUCAGAAAAGGUGAAUUGGCUUGGGGAGGAAUCCUUGCGUCGUUACUACAAAUCCAAGUGUAACACCGGCCACGCCGAAGAAACAGUAUUCGAAGUACGAAAAGCCAAGGGUGGAGCCAUUUUGGAUCCUGACGACUCAAUCCGUGAUGUUCUCGACGACAGUGACUUUGUUACAAUUGUCCUUGAAAGUGACAUGUCGAGCCCCGCCACAGGACCUGCUGAACCCGUCUAUUGGGAGGAGAAAAUACCAAAGGAAAGUGUCCAAGUUGCUAAGGAAGUGAUGUCAUUGGAUGGUAACAGCUUGUCCACAGACGAUUUGGUCAGACUGGGGAAGGGCUACUACAGCAUCAAGCUGACGGUUGAGUCUGAACAGAAGGUCAACAAAGCCAGAAAGCUUUUAGAGGAUAUCAUUAGUUCCAAUAAAGUUGUGUACGGCAUUACUACUGGGUUUGGAAAAUUCGCUAACACAAUCAUUGAAAGGUCAAAACUGAUAGAACUGCAGGAAAAUCUUAUUCGCUCUCACGCUGCUGGUGUUGGUCCCCCGCUCACCCCGGAGAGAACUCGCAUGGUCUUAGCCCUAAGGAUCAAUGUGUUAGCGAAGGGUUUCAGUGGCAUCUCCAUGGACACAUUGCAAAAAUACAUUGCUGCUUUUAACGCUUCCUGUUUGCCAUUUGUGCCCGAAAAAGGGACAGUGGGUGCUAGUGGCGACCUUGCCCCAUUGUCCCAUCUCGCUCUCGGCAUGAUGGGGGAGGGCAAAAUGUGGAGCCCAAAAAGUGGCUGGGCAGAUGCAAAAUAUGUUCUGGAAUUCAACGGGUUAGAGCCUGUAAAAUUAGGACCAAAGGAGGGUAUUGCAUUGAUCAACGGAACACAGCUUAUAGCCGGACUGGGCUCGGAAGCGGUGGAGAGAGCUGAAGCUAUCGCACGACAGGCGGAUAUCGUCGCGGCCUUCACCUUGGAUGUCCUGAAGGGCACAACUAGAGCAUUUGAUAGCAACAUACAUGAGGUCCGGCCACACAAGGGUCAAAUCAAGGUCGCCAGAAGACUACGAUCGCUUCUCCACUCCGAAACACACCCAUCCGAGAUUGCUGCUAGCCAUAGAUUCUGCGAUAAGGUUCAGGACGCCUACACUCUUCGCUGUUGUCCUCAGGUCCAUGGAAUAGUGAACGACACUAUAGAAUUUGUGAAGGGAAUUCUUACAACGGAAAUCAACAGUGCUACGGAUAACCCCAUGGUUUUUGCUGAUAUUGAAGAAAUCAUAUCAGGGGGAAAUUUCCACGGAGAAUAUCCAGCAAAGGCUCUGGAUUACCUUGCCAUUGGUGUUCAUGAACUCGCAAAUAUGAGUGAACGGCGUAUCGAGAGACUUGUUAACCCAGCUUAUAGUGAGUUACCAGCCUUCCUAACACCUGACGGCGGUCUCAACUCGGGCUUCAUGAUUGCCCACUGUACUGCCGCCUCCUUGGUCUCUGAGAACAAGGUCUUGUGCCAUCCGGCGUCUGUCGACUCAUUGACAACGAGUGCGGGGACGGAGGAUCACGUGUCGAUGGGAGGAUUCGCCGCUAGAAAAUGUCUGCGUGUAGUUGAACAUGUUGAGCAAGUGCUGGCGAUAGAAUUAUUAGCAGCAUGCCAGGCGAUCGAGUUCUUGCGGCCGUUGAAAUCUACUCCUCCACUUGAAGAAGUCUACAAGUUGGUUCGAACUAAAGUUGGACCCUGGGAUAAAGACCGCUACAUGACACCUGAUAUUGAAUCUGUGACGAAGAUGUUACAAGAGGAACAGGUUUGGAGAAAGGCAAAACCAAUGAUGGAUAACUACCAUUCUCUCCAGUCUAUUGAAACUAGAGUAUUCUCCCCAACCACCAGUGGCCCCGAUGCACCUCCUCCAGCGAAGAGAAGGAAAACGUCGAGUAUGUCGCGACGUUAGUUAGUGUCCUGGUGCCGCAACAUCACACACAGAGAUGUAAAUUGGAGAUAUGACAUGUUGUCAAAUUGCAUUAUUUUGAACUGCAGAAAAUUAUUGACAAAUCACUUGUUAAAGUAGAAAUUUCUGUUUAAUUGCAGAUUGAAAUUCAGUGUUAAUAAAAAAAUAAUAUAAUGUGUAUCCGUGGUUUAUUCCAUAAUCACGAAUCAUGAAGAAUGUACCAUAAAUUUCAAAACAUAUCAUAGUAUACCCAUGAUACCAUUGUCACGCAAUAUGUAACAUAUACCUCGAUGUAUGAAGUGGUAUCUACCAUAAUUGCUAAUUAUGUCCGUGGAUUGUACAAUUAUGUACUAUGUAUCUCGAAGUAUGUUUGUAAUGUCGAGAGAAUUGGAGUGGGAUGUAUGUAGUUCUGAUCAUUCUGUGAGUGCGACUUUGAAAGGUGAUGAGACACGCGUGUAAGAUAUGAAUCUGUCUUUGUAUAUGACAGAAUAAUUUGUCUUGUUGUUUUGUGCAGCAUUUGCGAUCACGAACUCUUUUCAAUUGUAAUUUCUAAAUCAAAUAUCAGGAUGCUUGCAUCAUAAUAUCAUAAAAAUACGUAUCUCUUUUGAUUUUCCAGGGAAUAAAAUCUAUAGUACAGGUUUGGUUUUUGUGCGUUUGUCAUCUUUGAAAUGUAGUGAAAUGCCUUUAAACAUCCCUUUUCAUAUAAAUGAAAUUGUGCACAUUUUCUUUUUGGAUAUAUGAAAUUGUUUGCAUAAUUGAUUUCUAUCGAAGAAUGUUUAAACAUAAAUUUGAUCCAUGUACAAUGUAUACUUGAAAGACUGGCAACUUAAUAUAUUUUUACAAUUAUCAUAGUCCUCUUAUUCAGCUAGUCAUAUGUCCUUAGCUUUCCAGAACUUGUGAACAGGACAAGAAUUUCAAAGCUGAAAACAAUAUCCUGUGCUGAAAAUCGCACCAUGCUGAGAACCGUUUGAAGGCAGUUAACUCAAAUUAAGAAUCAAUUCUAGUUAACUCCCCUUGUAAGGACACUAUGAUCAUGAUUCGGACUCAAACUCUCCGUUUGAUAUAUAUAUAUAUA
Messenger RNA from Mizuhopecten yessoensis (Yesso scallop), 3191 nucleotides. Its product is annotated as histidine ammonia-lyase-like. NCBI's taxonomy places the organism in Eukaryota, Metazoa, Mollusca, Bivalvia, Pectinida, Pectinidae. Gene Ontology annotation, biological process: L-histidine catabolic process. Gene Ontology annotation, cellular component: cytoplasm. The record is from RefSeq and is a predicted model, not a curated record. Bases 149 to 2119 code for a protein of 656 amino acids. Gene Ontology annotation, molecular function: histidine ammonia-lyase activity. The transcript is spliced from 22 exons.